Molecule: messenger RNA, 1732 nt
Organism: Myripristis murdjan (pinecone soldierfish)
Lineage: Eukaryota; Metazoa; Chordata; Actinopteri; Holocentriformes; Holocentridae
Gene: dusp22a
Product: dual specificity phosphatase 22a
Exons: 7
Coding region: 379-999 (206 amino acids)
Biological process (GO): signal transduction; protein dephosphorylation
Cellular component (GO): cytosol
Molecular function (GO): protein tyrosine phosphatase activity
Source: RefSeq, a predicted model, not a curated record
CGCGGAGGUGAAGGCAGGGGAAAGGCCUGUUGUUGAGCAGCUUAAUACAACACAGCCAUGAUGUCACUUACCGGAUGAGCCCGCAGUUGCAGUUGUUUCACGUCAAAAAAAAAAAAAAAAUCCGGAAGAAGAUCCACCACGACGGAACCACGGUGGAGCCACGACGAGGUCCAAAGGCUGAGAUAAUGGCAUUGGUUUAGUCUCAACUUUAUCAUGUUACUGAGCGUCGGAGACACAGGGCGACUUGCGCGCAGGUUAUCCGCGAUGUUGUGAGUCAGAAGUUAGUCCAGCCCCGUCUCUUGGCCCCAGGUCAAUGUUAACAAAUCGUAGCGCUUUACUAAAUCAGAGCACAUCCUCGUAGAUUGGUUUUGAGUCACCAUGGGUAAUGGAAUGAACAAGGUUGUCGAUGGGCUCUACCUCGGCAAUAUAAGAGAUGCAGAGAACAGAGAAAGCCUUUCUCAGAAUGGCAUCACCCACAUCCUUUCUGUGUACAACAAUGCCAAGCCCGUGUUUGAGGACAUGACCUACCUAUGUAUCCAUGCAGCUGAUGCCUCCAGCCAGAACCUGUCACAGCAUUUUAAAGAAUGCAUCAGCUUCAUCCAUGAAUGUCGUCUGAAUGGUGGAUCUUGUCUGGUGCACUGCCUUGCAGGUGUGUCCCGCAGCACAACCAUGGUGGUGGCCUACCUGAUGACCGUCACCCACUACAGCUGGGAGGAAUGUCUGUCUGCUGUCAAAGCUGUUCGCUCUUUUGUUGGCCCAAACUAUGGCUUUCAGCAGCAGCUGCAGGAGUACCAGAUGAAACAAGUCUCAGAGUACCGUGCGUGGCUACGGGCCAGUUUCCGUCCCAGUCCAUUUAAGGACCAGGAGCAGGUGGGGGCUCUCCUGAGCCAGUACACAGAGCAGCAGGAGAGCCAGAGAAGAGGGACGGACCAGCGCUGGAUCAGUCAGGCUGUCUGCUCUCUGCCAUGUGACCCCAGGGAACGUGAAGGCAACAGCUGAGCCACGAGUCUGUGGUCCGGCCAGCAUCCAGCCCAAUCUGAUGAUUCUGUGCCCAAUUCCAAAUCAACCCCAUGUUAAAUCCAACUUCAACGCUUUUGUAUGAUUUUAAAAGAACAGAAUUGAAUGAAUAAUCUCUUAAAAUGAAGCUUUUUUUCAAUACUUAAUUUGCAUUGAUCAAGUGUUUAAUUUUUGUUUUUCUGGGGGUUUUUUUAAGCGAUGGAGGUUGAUCUAGAAUCGGGCUACAGACUCUCUUCACUACCAGUACCUCCCAUGUUCCCUUAACAUGUCUGAAUACAGCCACAGAAGGAGCAUUGGUGCUCAUUGACGCCUUACUCUAAACACCUCAGCACCUUAGUCAUGAUUAAUAGGUUUUACCUUUACUUCCAUCUCAACCCUUUAUACCUGCAAAAUUCUGCUCUAUAGCCAUAAAAACGGUGAGUGUUUUAGCUUAAUAUAUCAACAGCUUUGUCAUGAUCAGAUGUCUAAUGACACGUGAAGGAUAUCUGCAGUCCAAACACUAAAACGUCUUCCUGAUUUUACUGAACUCUUAAUUUAUCUUUAUAUUGUAUAAAAGCAAGCUUUUUUUUUUUUUUUUUUUUAGGGAUUUUGUGUUAUAAAUUCAGUGGUACAGUUCAGUGUUCUGAUAGCCUAUUUAUGUUUUACUUUUCAAUACAAAUGCAGACUUUAAUUGCCAAAAACACGGAAAUGCUAAUAAAUAUAUACUCUCAAUGAA